Messenger RNA from Penicillium malachiteum, 453 nucleotides. RefSeq lists its product as uncharacterized. The record is from RefSeq and is a predicted model, not a curated record. Lineage: Eukaryota; Fungi; Ascomycota; Eurotiomycetes; Eurotiales; Aspergillaceae. The transcript is spliced from 2 exons. The coding region runs from base 1 to 453 and encodes 150 amino acids.
AUGCAGUAUAAGACACUUGCCAUGCUCUGUGCCACUGCGGGAUUCGCGAAGCAAUCGAAACCGCUAGGCCAACCCGCUUGGCUCUCAUCCAUGAUAUAUGACAGCGCCUUUGCUGAUUCUGUUGCGCUUGAGGAGGAGGCUGGUACCAUGCCUGCUUGGUGCAACAAUCUUCCAGUGAGCGUGUUGGGAUUUUUCUCCCACCGAGAUGCGGUAAUCGCCUCCUACUUGGGUGUUGACGGAGCUACUACCACUCAAAGUGAUACGUUCACUUCCUAUGGAUCUAUCGCUACAGCCACUACUACAACUGUCACUACAGCCGUAGAAACUGGCUCCUCAAACACUCACCCAAUCUCGGUUUCAACUUCUACUGGUGGAUCCCCUGCUGCCACAGGUGCUCUUUAUAUGAGUCUUGCCGGUGCAGCUGGAAUCCUUGGGUUUUCUCUUGCCCUCUAA